AUGGGCGACACGGAGCAGCCCGAUGCUACAGAGGAGGGCGAGCCCAACGAGGGCGAGGCCGAAAACCAGGAGGCCGGGAACCCCCAGGAAACCAAGGAUGGCAAGGAUGUCGUGGAGGUCGAUGACGACGAGGAGGCUGACAAAGGAGACUCGCAAAAGAAGGCUCGCACUGAAGCUGCGCCGACAAACGGCGAUUCAAAGGAAGCCACUGCCGUCGAGUCGAAGUUCUUGGUGGCACGGCAUCUCCCAGAUUCGGCACGACACCGGGAGUGGUUUGACAAGUUUGGCUCGACUGGCAAGGUCCAGCAGGUCACGUUUUUCGGCCGCGACCCUCCCUCGGCUGUACUCGAGGCGGAGACGCCUGCGGAAGCCGCUGCGCUGGUCAAGGAACUGAACGGCAUGGAUGUCGAUGGAGCGACUGUCGACGCCAAGCUCAUUGACCAGGACGAGCGAUCUCGGCUGCUGCGAGAUCGCCAGGCACGCAGUGGCGAUCGGCACGGCCGCUAUCCAGACCGCGGUGCGAGGAUGCGGGGACCACCCGACCGUGGACACCGCAGGGACCGCAGCCGGAGCCGUCGCGGUGGUGGCGGUGGCGGCGGCGGUGGUGGCGGCGACAGGCGAAGGCCAGCUUUGACCUUGCGAGGACGCGCAGGCGGCGGCAGAAGCCUGUCGGGUCGAGGUCGGCGCUACGGAGAUCGUGGAGAUCGGCCAGGAGGCGACCGAGGAGGCCGCGAACGACGCGGUGACCGCGGGGGUCGCGGGGAUCGCGGCCCUGCGCCCCGAGAUCGGGACUGGGAUCGUGGAGGAGGUGGCUAUCGCCUGGCCGAGCGAAGGCGUUCGGACCGCGGAGAGUGGGAAGAGCGGCGGGGAGAAGGAGGAAGGCGCAGAAGACGGCAUGGCUUCUCCCGACGAGCCGAACGUCCAGACAGGCGGCGUCCCAGAGGUCGACCGGAGGAUGAGCGUCGUGGCGGCUCUCGACCCCGCAGCGUCGAGGACCGGCAGGAUCCACGGGGCCGUCGCCGCCGCGUGCGUCGCGCCGCUCGUUCUGACAGUCGGGAUGAGGCUGAGGACCGGCAACAGGACGCCGAGCCGCAGAAGCGCAGGCGCGUGGAGAAGGAGCCGGCGAAGAAGGAUGCUUCCGACAGCGAGUGCUCGGAGGAGAGUGAAAGCAGCUCGGGAGAGAAGAGGGAGGAGCCCAAGGAGCCCGUCCCAGCCCGGUCGACCACAGCUGAGCGAAAGAGCCGACGUGACGAGCUCGAGGCGAAGGUCGCGGAGACCAUGUCUGCAGCAGGCGAAGCCUUCGCGGAUGCUGAGGAAGCCAAGGAGCUGGCGGCUGACAAGCGAGAGAAAGCGGAUGCAAUGGAGGAGAACGCGACGGACCAGGCAGCAAAGUUGGACAAGCUCCAAGAUGAGGUGGAAGCCAAGAAAAAAGAACUUGCGGCUCUCACCCAGGAGGUCGAAGAGGCCAAGGACGAGGUCCACCGCCUCAAGCAGGACGCCGAGGCUGCGGCACAGGAAGCUGCAGAUGCCGAGGCUGCAGCAACAGAAAAGGAAGAGCUUGCAGCAGCUGCCAAAGCAAAGGGCGAGGAAAAUGCAGCGGCACUUGCCGAGUUCGACAAGAAGUACGGUAUGGGGCCGGAAGAGGCCCCAGUGAACGAGACUCAUGAAGCCGAGAAGGCUGCAGAAGCUCCUGCCAAAGAGGGUGAGAAUGCGGAGGAAGGCUCUGAAGAUUCCUACGAUGAGAGCGAGGAGGAAGAGGAAGAAGUCGACGAGAGUGCCUCCGAGAGCGAAGGCAAAGCGAAGCCGCGAGCCGGAGCGGCGAAUGCCGCGCCGCGGCGCGCGUGGCCCGCCGCCCCCGAGCGGCCCCCGGAGCGAGAUCGGGGAAAUCACGCUUACAGAGAGCGAGAAGCAGAGGGAAGGCCGGGACGGGAACGAGAAGGACGGGACCCCAGAGAUGCUCGCGAUGGGCGAGGACGGGACCGAGAGAGGGAUCACCGAGACAUGCGUGAUGCCAGAGAUGGGCGAGAAGCCCGAGACACCAGAGACGGUCGCGACCGCGGAGACCGCGACGGCCGUGACGGCCGCGAUGGCCGCGAUGACCGAAAUGGCCGCGAUGGCCGCGAUGGUCGUGAUGGCCGAGACGGUCGGGACCCUCGGGAUGGCAGGGAGCGAGAGGCACGAGACGGGCGAGAUGGCCGCGAUGGGUGGCGAGAAGUGCGAGGGCCGCGCGAGCGCCGGAGAUGA
Molecule: messenger RNA, 2244 nt
Organism: Symbiodinium sp. CCMP2456
Lineage: Eukaryota; Dinophyceae; Suessiales; Symbiodiniaceae
Source: the annotation of a GenBank genome assembly